Molecule: messenger RNA, 186 nt
Organism: Strongylus vulgaris
Lineage: Eukaryota; Metazoa; Nematoda; Chromadorea; Rhabditida; Strongylidae
Source: the annotation of a GenBank genome assembly
AUGGAUCCUGCUUUGUGGGAAGUACGUGGUAUCGCACAAUUCGCUUUCUGGAGUGUCUUUACAAAUUUUCUCGACACCAAAGGAAAAUUAACGGAUGAGCAGAGAAAGGCAUGGAUGCAACUUGGUGAAACUUUCAAUGAUGAAUGCCAAUCCCAUCUGAAAGCGCUUGGACUUCCACAUAAUUAA